This is a messenger RNA of Chenopodium quinoa (quinoa), 1691 nucleotides long. RefSeq lists its product as uncharacterized. The record is from RefSeq and is a predicted model, not a curated record. The transcript has a single exon. The coding region runs from base 378 to 1331 and encodes 317 amino acids. NCBI's taxonomy places the organism in Eukaryota, Viridiplantae, Streptophyta, Magnoliopsida, Caryophyllales, Amaranthaceae. Gene Ontology annotation, biological process: root development; shoot system development.
UAUAAAAAAAAUUAAUUAUAAUAAUAUAAAGUUACAAUCACAAAAUGCAUCAAAUCAAAAAAAGAAUGAUUUUUGAGCUAAUUGUAAGUAAAAUUUUCUCUCUCCACAUUAAACUUGGAGUACCCACAUGCCUUUCACAGGCUGUACUAGUUCCUUCUCUCUCUACCCGUUCGUGCGCGCCUACUUUUCUUAUAAUUAAAUUCUCCCUCUCUUUCUUAACCACCCUUUAUAACCCCUUCAUUUUUCCAACUCUAUUCCAUAAACUUUUCCACUUCAUUUUCUCUACAAAUACUUCUCCAUUUUCUCUACACUACUCUAUCAAUAACAACAACACAAAUCUAAACUUAAAACCACCUCUCUUGCAAAUUUAAAAGACAAUGGGGAGAUACAGGCGUACAGUUUCGUUCCCGAACCCGCCCACACCACCCGUCCGGCCAUGUGCUAAUAAGGGCCUCCACGUCCGAUCAGCCUCCUUGCCUUGUGUCCGAUCCCAUCCGUUGAUCCCGCAGCUCCAGGACGAGGUUACCGAGCUGCGGGCUUGGGAACGGGCCCGAUCCGGGCCUGGAUCGGGCUCGGUUGUUAACGGGCUGGCGCGUUUGAAGGGUGUCCUAGACUCCCUUGACGAUGUGCUUCAGCUGCCCUUGACGCAGGACUCUUUAUCUACAAAGACUGACGUUGUUGAAAGGCUUCUAGAAGACUUUCUCCGUUUCGUCGACGUUUAUGGAAGGUUUCGGGCCUCCAUGUUGGGCCUCAAGCAGGAGGUUUCCGCUGCCCAAGUAGCCCUCCGUAGGAAGGACGACUCCAAGCUUGGGCAAUACAUCAAGGCUCAAAAGAAAAUCGCUGGCGAAGUGAGCAAGCUCAUCACCACCAUCGGAUCAGUCCCCUUGCAGCAACCGACACCCGUAAACCCCGCCGUCAUUGCGGUGGUGUCCGACUACGACGACGAGCUUAGGCACGUGAUCAGGGACGUGCAUCGGUUAACGGCCUCCGUUACCGAGGCAGUUUUCGGGUCGGUGUCGGGCUUUCCGGGCCGAAGGCCCGUGUGGGCAAGUUUCGGGCUCGGCCGGAAGGCAAGGAAGGAUGAACAAGGGAUGAUUGAGGAGUUUCAAAAGGUGACAGGAGGAGUGGAGGAUUUGUUAGAGUUGAGAAAAAACAUAAAGAAAAAAAAUAGUAAUAACAAUAAUGAAGAGGAAGUAAUGAGAAUGGGAGUUUUGAAGGGAAUGCAAGAAUUGGAGGAUUGUAUUGGAGAAAUGGAAAGAGAAAGUGAAAGAGUGUUUAGGAGUUUGAUUAGUACAAGAGUAUCUCUCCUAAACAUUCUAACUCAUGCAUAGAAGAAGAAAAAGAUGAUAUAUCUUUUACUACAUUUCCUUGGAAUUGAUAUUUGACAAAAAAUAUUUACUAAUUUCUUUGAUUUCCCCCUUAUUUUUGGUGAUUGUAAGAAAGUAAAAAAAUAAAAAAGGAUGGAAAAAAAAAAUCAAAGAGUUAGAAAAGAAUUGAUGAGGCCAUACUUUAAUUUAUUUUUUUAACUAUUUUUUUUUUCACUUGUAAAUCAAAGUCAUUCUUUAUAUACACACUAGAUUUACUAUACACUUGGUAUAUUAUUUGAUUAUCUUUUAUGUUUUUCGUUAAUUAUAGAGCAUUAUCAACAAUUUUGUAGCAUUGUCGGCAAUUGGUAAUGGAUAAUUGUAGAG